Molecule: messenger RNA, 5528 nt
Organism: Leptidea sinapis
Lineage: Eukaryota; Metazoa; Arthropoda; Insecta; Lepidoptera; Pieridae
Exons: 28
Coding region: 196-5394 (1732 amino acids)
Biological process (GO): protein localization to centrosome; cilium assembly; intraciliary transport involved in cilium assembly
Cellular component (GO): ciliary basal body; centrosome; centriole
Source: RefSeq, a predicted model, not a curated record
CUGUGGUUGACUUCAGCCUUUACGGCUAUACACCACUGGUCAAGUUUGUGGCUGAAUUUCAGGAACAUUAAAUAACGAAAAAUAAUAAGGUCGCUACUAUGAUUGAAUUAUCUAGACAUUACAUAUGAAAACGAAAAUAAUGUACUCUAACAGCGCCUACCUACUGUUCCUAGUGAAGACGAUGCAACAAUAAAAAUGGCACCUGGUAAUAAAGAAAGACACCCAAACCAUACGGGUACCAUACCUAAAACUAAAGUUCGAAACAACUGCAAUGUUCCACAAGAAGCAGUGACUCCAACAAGACGAGAUAUGGCAUCAAAUUUGGUGACGACCUCUUUGGAUUGGGUACCUGUAUCAGAAUAUAACCCUAGAAGAAAUUCCAAUCAAUCCAGGAAGCAGACAAAUAAUACAUCUGACCAAGAAUUAAUUGAUCUGGAUAAUUCUGUUACUUUUGAAAGUGGAUUAGGCCGGUUUGUGCCAGUAAGACCCCAGCCCCGAGCCCACCAACCAACUGCACAAAAUAGAGAACACAUUAACUCUGUUGACCUCAACGAUGAUGCAAGCUCCUCAGGCUCUCACUCUCUGCAUCCCUACACACAUCAAAUGCAAAAUGGUUUGAUACCACACUCAAACCAUGCAGCGGCUGCAGUGAUGAUAGUUAACCCCACAACUCCAAAUGCUGUUGCAGGGAAUAUUACACAGUCAUUAAAUAAUCCAAACUAUAGGAGAAAAAAUUUAAUCAGAAACUUAAAUUUAAUAAGAUCAAAUCACAAUAUGUUUGAGGGCAAUAUCAAUACAAAUAAUAAUAAUGCAGCUCCAUCAAACUCAAACCCACAGAAUGGAACUAAGACAAUAAAUGUGAUGAACAACAUGUAUGAUCAAGGACUUGCAGGUUUCAGCAAUUCUAAUGAAAGCAAUCAUUCACAUAGGGAGUCCGCCCGUGCCUUGGGUGAAGCAAUUGCGGCUACCUGCCCUGAUGCUGAGGCUGUUGAAAGGAGACUUGGCCAGAUAAGGGAAUACAUUCGAGUUACUUCAACACUUGUUGACACUAUGCGUAAUUCAGAAGAUGAGGCCUUUAUUGAACAUACCAAAGAAGAAUAUGAUGAAUUGUUACAAAUGAUAAUGAAAUUAAGAGAAAGUGAGAAAAAAUUAGAAAAUUUGCUACUCCAGAAGACAUCUGAUAUGUUAGAAUCUCUAGCUGAAAGUGAUGUUCAGUCUUCUAAUAACAACAAUAAUAGUAAUGAAAUCCGAAACCAAGUUGAUGUCCAAGAUAAUGUAGCAAAUCAAGGAACACAUCCACACAAUGUGAAAAAUAACAAUGAUUCAAGAUCUGCUUGUAACAGUCAUCUCAAAAAAGUGACAAAUUUGGAAAAUCAGCAGCUCAAUAAGAAUUUGAUGUCUAAACCAAAAGAUGAAGUGCAAACUGUUGCGGAAGAGACAAUUAAACAUGAAGAAUCACAUGGAGUUGAAAUCGAAGAAAUAGAAUCAAGACCCUAUUUUGAAACUCAAUCAGAUAAAGAUGAUCAACAUUUAAAUGAAGUUUUAAGAAAAAAUAUAACGUCGUGUGUUGAGAAAAUUGCUAUUAUUGAGGAAAUUAAGAAUAAAGCUAAAGAUUCUAACACCAACAACGGCAAGCAAGUUUUGUUGGAUGUUGUUGUACGUCCUGUAUCUGUACAGAGCAAUGCAUCAGCUUACAGCGACAACGAACUGUGGCAAAAUGAAAUAAAGAAUAAAGUAGAACGAUCGCAAAUGCGAUUGAACACCCUCAAACAACAUCAAAAGAGACUGCUAAAAUAUCAGCAGGAAGCAAAACAGCAGUUAGAAGAACUUAAUAAAGAGAGACAUAAUCAAGAAAUGCAUCAGCCAUCCACAUCUCAUGAGAGCUUUAAUGGAAUGCAGAAUAUGUCAAUGAAUGCUAACUACAUACAUCCCAACCGAAUGUAUGCAGCUAAUCAGAUUGGUGUUGCCACAACUCUACAACAGAACACGGAUGGCCUUCAAAUGCAAAUUGCUAAUAAUGUUGACAGUGAACAAAACCGAUCACGUUCAAACAAUACUCAAGAAGAGAGGUUCUUGCUUCGUGAUCAUAAUAUUGUCAGCAAUGAGGGUUUGGGUGGCGGCCGCGAUAGCGAAGCUGAAGAAGACGAGGGUGAUAUCCAGGAACGUGGGCUCAUGUUGCAGCAGAAGCUACGGGAGUUGCAAAUGAAGAAGCAGCAUAUGGAGAAUGUUUUGACAGAAUUUAAAAACCUGCGAAUGUCUGCUGGGCUGGGAGAGUCACAGAACACAUAUUCAAGUUCGGGUGAAGACAGUGGCGAUGAAGAAGCAUCAGGAAAAUGUAAUAAACCGGUUGUUAAUUUACCCAAUGAAGAUCCAUUUAAAGCUAUGGAAAUAAAAGCGAUAAAGGCAGCUCUACAAAAAACACAAGAUCUCAUGAGAUCAGUGGACACAUUUGAAGCUGAUCUCUUAUCCGGAGUCCGGGAUGAGUCGUACCUCAUGCCAAGCCAUUCCAAUUUACAUGACAAUAAAUCGGAAGGUGGUGGAAGUAUGGGUGGGUGGUCAAACGACGGCAGCAUGUAUCGUGUGAUGAACGCGUUGCCGCAGCGACACAAGUUCACCAAUGAACAGCAAUUGCAGCAGCAACAGCUACCAAUUCAGCAACACCACAAUAUGCAGCAAAAUACUCAGCAAAGUCACGAAGCAAACUUAAAUUCACUUCAGGAGUUAGCUAACGAGCUGCGCAUGGAAACUGAGAAGAUAAUCGGGGAACGUGCAAGAAUUAAAGAAUUGGUCACCAGUAAGGAAGUGAGCCGAAAGCAGAAGAAGGUGAAUGAGGAGGGCGGGGCGCGGGGCACGUCCCCGGGGCCGAGCGAGCGGCGACAGAUGCAGCUGAGAGCCUUGCUGGCGGACAAGCAGCGGGAGCUGGAGGAGCUGCUGAACAAGCAGGUAAAAAAUACGGUGUCCGAAGCAACAAAUGCAACACCGGAUGCUCUCGAAAUUUCUGCUAUUAACCAAUCAUAUAAUAGUGAACAAGAGGAAGUUGUGUCCCAUUCCGAGAAUAUACAAAUGGAUACACAAAAUUUAAGAGAUGGAACGGACAAUUUUCGAGGCGGCGGAGACAGUGUGUUGGGCGCCCGAUCCAUCAACACGGCUCCUUCCCAGCUGGCGAGCACGUACUGUAGCGACACUGACAGUGCCUCGCGAGUGUUGUCCAACCAGCGCGGACGGACGCGGCGAAGACCCACACAAGAUCGCCUCGUCGAAGACACCGCAUUGCCGCAACAAAAUACAUCGAGUCCUAACACCCGCCAUGAACCUCGGAUGGAUACCACCAAUGUGAACGCCGUGCCGCCGGUGAUGCAGAACAUUGAAAAUGCGACGAAUGUGCAGUAUCCUUACCACCCUCCUCCGGCCUGGAACGCUAAGUCGAAUCAGGAUAUGCGAACAAAUCAGUUCACACAAAACAGUCAGUCGCAGACUAUGGACCGUCUGAUGACGUCACAGAUACCGUUCCCGACAAUGCCCUUCAAUAUGAUGAUGCCAUACGCAGGUAUGAUGUGCGGGUGUAGUUGCGGCUGCAGCGCUUGGGGCGCCUGGUGCUGGCACCAACUGGCGCUGCAUCAGCGAGAGAUUCACCAACUGCGUGAUCAGCUCGACCAGUUGGAAGCACGGUGGCGGUCGGAGCCAGGCUCGCACACUCUCAACAACCAAGUACCGCCCGGUAACCGAGCUAACAACUACUGGGAUAACUUUAGAAGUUAUUCUCGGCAAAAUCUUCUAUCUACAAAUAGCAAGACUAACGCCGACAGCCACUUAGGUGUUGGUCCGCCGCACAACCCCCACCCGCUGGUGGACCGCUCUCACAACACUCUCAACCACAUAUCUUCUUCUUCCACGUCCCCCUCCGUGACACCCAAGCGUAACACCAACGUAAACGCCUCGUCACACCCCGUACUGAAUCAGCCUAACCCCGACAUCCCGGCGCCGAUCAGGGCUUCGAGAAGAAACGUCAGCUACGAACGAUCGCUGUCCUUCUCGUCCGCGCCCGACGUCCUGAACCUCAACCAACACUCCGAGGAGGGCGGCCCUCCGCGCAACGCAGACGAGACCAACGCAACUACCUCUAACGUGAACCGACCAGAACCCGCGCCCAACGCGCUAAGAAACACUCUGAAUAUCUCUAACCCGAUACCAGAAAUCAUUCAAGCUCAUUCCAAUAAUCUUAACGUCACCAAGAACAGCAAGAAGAAAUCCUCUUCUAAGUUACCUUCCAAGAAUUCGGCUAACAGAAGAAAUUACAAUAUGUUGGACUACUCGCAAAUCAGCAAUGUAAAUAUAGCGAGCACUUCCGAGCCGUCGAACGCAAAUCCUAACUUGGCUUCGACUAGUCGCGAAAUUGAUGACAAGGCGACGUCAAAACUGUUCGAUUUGCUUCGAGAGAAUAUUUACUCGGAAGUAACAAACCUGAUCGGCGUGAACGAAUCUCACCCGGACUUUCUGAUCCAAUUAUUUAAAGAAUUAAAAUAUAUUAGUUCCGAUCCUCUCAGGCAGAAAGUGCUCAAUUCUGUUCGAAAUAUUCUAUCUCAGUACUGCCCCGCGGUCGAUAGUCAGAUGUGCGAUACGACGCGAGAGGACUACGCUUUAGACACGGCUACGACAUCUCAAGAAACAAACAACGUGCAUGAAACGCAUAGCGAAUAUAAUGGUUCCCUUCAGAUGGACAACAGAAUAGUUCGCUUUCUGUUACAAAAUCAUGAAGAGGUAUUCACCAUUGAGCUUCUCAAGUCCUUGGUAAAAGUGAUUGUCGACAACCCUGCUGAUAAAAAACAUAACAAGAAAAUUUUUGAAAUGCUCAUGAAGUACGAAAGCAUGCGAGUGUGCGACGUAUCCAGCGAAAUUAUAAGCAACUUAUCACUCAUGAUGGACAGUAAUGACGUGGAAGAAUCUACGAACCACACGAGCGAGAUGUCUGAAUCAUCAAUAUUGCAAGAUGUAGCUGGCUCGUUAAAUUUGUUUAGUUCCAGUGAGACCCAGCUACAUCAAAUAAAUACUUGUCCUUACGAUAUGUGGUCGACACGCGUGCAAAUGGACAUUGACAAUGGAGACAUUAACGAUAAUAAUCAGGAAGGGAAGGUUGACUUGCUAAAUUGUUCAGAGAUGCAUAACGAAGACCUGGCGGAAGCGGAUCAAACCUGCCGCUCCGAUAUUAGCGAGAGCUUGAGUAACAGGCAGGAUGAGAGUCAGGGAAAUGCCGAGGCAUUGCCAGACGUCGUCGACAAUGAGGAAGUCACCCCCACUGAGGCUGAAGCAGAAUGGCUCGGACUUGACCGUGUGCCAACAAGGCUGCAUAUGGAAGAUUCAUCUGAAAAACAGAAAGGUGAUGUUAAUAUUUUAUAAAAACGGAGCACACACUCAAUACGGCCAGCCUAAAUUAUAGACAAGCAUAUAAUGAUUGAGUGAAUCCUGAAAUAAAAAUUAUUUAAUUAGUUCUUCUUAACAGCGCCUGCAACAGAAAGAAAUAAUAAACACAA